AUGACCAAUUUAUUAAGAAAAUCGAAUUUUCAUUUUCGAUUAGCUUUCAAGGAAGAUAAUCAGGAUAAAAUAUUUUAUGUUAAAAAUUCGUGGAGAAUUGAUGCCUUGCAAAACUUGUCGUUUCCGGAUGAUAAGGUUAUUUGUGAAUUGGAGGUCACUGAUUGUAAGGAGUUUUGGACGAGAAGCGUGACAAUUGUGGAUUUGAAACGUUCCAAACCAGAAAACAUUCAUGAUAUUUCAAAAUAUUGCGGAGCCACAUAUGCAGCAUUGUCGGGACUUGAAGAGUAUGAAAAUCAUAAAUUAACGUGUAGGAUUACGAACACAGAAAAUCAUGUUCGGAUUCUAUGGAGGUGGUCAAUGGAAAAUGCAGCGGCCACUGCACUGACCUUAAAAUUCACACUCGGAAGUCUCUUGUUAACGCCGGUUUCGUACUUUGAAACUCACAAAAUGUGGCGAGAGUGGAUGGACUUUUUUAUUAUGGAACGACAACGUCUCACGAUUGCCAGUACGGCAUUGGAAACGCGUGUCUCUGAUUUGGAAAAUGUGCGUGAUCGAAUGCAAGAAAGGAUUGAACUCAUGAUUGCAGAGAAAAUUAAUCACGAAUCAAUUUUAAUGGACAAGUUCAAGAAAGUUCUCAAUACAAAGAAGAAGAAAAUAAAAAAUCUGAUGAGUGCACUCAACGCAACCGGCGCAAUAAUUUCAAGCCAAGCUGAACAAUCAAAAGUGUUAUCAGAAGAAGUUCCCAUGGAGGAAUGUGAUGAAUCUCAUGAUGAAUUAAUGAUCGACUCAUCAACAAAUCGUAAAUCAAAAAAUACAUCCCGUGGACGCCCACCGAAUUCGAAACUCGCCUCUGACUCUUCUGUUAGGACUCUUAAGAAAUUGAAGUUAGAUGAUAAUAAUAUAACCAAGAGUAAAAAGGACACCGAGACGUCCAACAAACAGCAAGGUGCUGAAUCUGUACUAACCAAAACUUUUCGUGGUCAAAUAAUGAAAUCAAGAAGGAUGGGUCGGAAAAAAGCCAAUACAACUGUCAAUAACGAUGCGUUAAACUCACUCAAUGAAAUUUUGGUUGGCGCCAACGAUACAAACAUUAAUACAUUUGAAGACAACUCUCAGGAAAAUAGCGAUCAAGAUAAUACAGCUGACAAUUUAUUAGACGAGUUGUGA
Messenger RNA from Acaulospora morrowiae, 1167 nucleotides. NCBI's taxonomy places the organism in Eukaryota, Fungi, Glomeromycota, Glomeromycetes, Diversisporales, Acaulosporaceae. The record is from the annotation of a GenBank genome assembly.